Arthroderma uncinatum is the source of this 2526-nucleotide messenger RNA. Its product is annotated as CRO1 protein. NCBI's taxonomy places the organism in Eukaryota, Fungi, Ascomycota, Eurotiomycetes, Onygenales, Arthrodermataceae. The transcript has 2 exons. The record is from RefSeq and is a predicted model, not a curated record. The coding region runs from base 1 to 2526 and encodes 841 amino acids.
AUGGUUUCAGUGCAUGAUCUCGAGCGCGCCAGCACACUAGCCAGGGAAGCAGUCGAGCUCGUAGAUGCGGGCCACAAGGAGGCAGCAUCUCGCAACCUCCGCGAGGCAAUCGCCAUUGCCCCGGACAGCGAAGAUGUCAAGACUGUGUUCCGCAAGAUAAGGGAGGACGAGGAGAACAACCAUCCGCUGCUCAACAUCUGUCGACGCUUCGUGACGUUGCGCGAUGAUAGUGCUGCCCGCGAAGCCACACAGUAUCUUCGCUCAGAGGGCCUCCAGCCACCGCCGGAGGUGGCUCUGGACUGCCUCAAAUUGCUUUUGGCGCAGCCGGCAAAGGUCCUCCCUGCCGGACAGGACGAUAUCAUCACCGGCCUCGUACGGCAGAGCUCCCGCGUUCGCAGCCAUUUCGCAGCCGAGCUACAGGUUUCCGUCACUGGCUUUUUUGACAGCAUCUACGACCGCGGAGAUGGAGCUGUCGUCUGUCUUGACAUGGUUGUUUUGGAGAGGGGCCUCUGGCAGUCUGAACAGACGAGGAAGAACUGCGAGGAGGGACUGUUCCAGCUGUUUAUCGCCAAGUUGAUGGAGUCUGGUCAUGACCACGAUGGGCGGUCCUUGAAGGGAAUCGCCCGUCUACUGGCCGUCGACGCCGAUAGCCUGCAGCACCUGAUCGAUGAGGAAGGGUUCGACGUUAUCGUCUCCUCUCUUGACCGGAGACUACCCUCCGACGUCAAGAGUCAGGCUACGCUUGCGACUGCAAAGUACCUAGAGGUUUCCGGUGAGACCGGUCAAGCAUUGUGCUCGAGUUUCGUGAAAGCACGAGUCGCCAAACAUCGGAAUGAGGACUACAUCAUCGCCUUCUCAGCUGCCAGCGUUGUCUUCCCGAUAAUGCCAGAGUUCGCCGUCAGCCUCUUCCUGACUGAAGGAUUCCUCAAAUCACUCAUUCCUCUGCUUGCACGGAAAAUCAAGUGUAAGAAUCUGGAACUUGCUGUUCUAGAGUUGUUCAAUGCUGCAUCCGUCAAUGGACCGUGUCGGGAGGCCAUAUCUAAGCACUUUUCAGACUGGCUUUCGAGUCACUUGAAUGGCGGGACCCAAGAGGCAAACGCCCUCGCUGCUGUGAUUCUGGCAAAGAUCAGUGUAUCUCCCAAAGAUGCCAACGCAGAUGGGAAGAACGGAAAGGUUCAAGAAGAGCAUUCAGACCCCUUGGAACUCGUGGAUAGGUUCAAGGCAAUGCUUGCGAAACCGGAUCAAGAUGGCAACCUACGCCAUCUCGUUGAAGGUCUAGCAUAUGCCUCUGUGAAGGCUGAAGUUAAGGAGCAGCUCGCCAACGAUGCCAAGUUUCUACGUGACUUAUUCAAUGUUUUACUUGAACGGGUUGGAGACGCUACCGUCCUAUAUGGUGGAUUGAUGAUAAUUCACAACAUCACCGUCUAUCGGCCCAAUAUGUCGGAGGAACAGAAGAAAAUGUCCGAACUGAAAGUGUACGCCAAUGCUUCGAAACCGCGCGCGGGCGGUAAUCCGCUAGACGGCGAUGAUCAUGUCAAGGCAAGGUGCAAUGCAGUUGUGAACACGGGUGUGAUGCCCUUGUUGGUAGAGUGCGGCAAGACUCAGUUGGCCUCCCCCAAGGAACUGGUCAAUAAGAUCCUGCUCGCUCUAUCCAAAGACUCCAAAUCAAGAGGCAAACUCGCUCAACAGGGCGCCGUCAAGCUCCUCAUAUCCUCCGUCUCCUCCCAGGAUAGCAGCACUGCUAGAAAGCCAAAUGAAAGCACCACCACCAGUGGCGCACAUGCACUAGCCCGCAUCCUCAUCUCCGUAAACCCAUCCCACGUCUUCCCUUCCUCGGGUUUCCCCCAAAUCACCUCCGCCGUUCGCCCUCUUUCUCUCCUCCUAACCCCCCCUGGAACAACCAGCUUCUCUUCCGACCAACCUCGCGACCUCUUACCUGUCUUCGAAAGUCUCCUGGCCCUCACCAACCUUGCCUCCUAUCCCGAUCAGAGCGUCAGUACCUCCAUAGUCCGCUCUGCCUGGCCCACCAUCGAGGACCUCCUCCUCUCCCAGCACACGUACAUUCAACGUGCAGCCUGCGAGCUAGUCUGCAACCUCAUGUCCUGCGAAGCUGGUGUGGGCAAGUUUGCAGACGGCACCCACCGAGCCAGCCAACGCAUGCAUAUCCUUCUUGCACUGGCUGAUGUUGAUGAUCUACCCACUCGUAGCGCCGCGGGCGGUGCAUUGGCAAUGCUAACGGAUUUUGAAGGCGCCGUGUCUGCCAUUGUCGAAAGGGCGAGGGGCAUUGAUAUCUUGCUUGGUCUGUGUCAAGAGGAUGACGAGGGACUAGUUCAUCGCGGUAUAGUCUGUGUGCAUAAUAUUGUAUGUGCGUCCGGGAAUAUUGGACAGAAAGCUAGAAGAGCAUUACGUGAAAAGCGUGGUAUGGAGGUUCUACGGGACUGUCUUACCAAAUCGAAGAAUCCUGCUGUUUUGCAGAGCGGAGUUGAAUGCUUGAAGAAGCUGGUUGAUUGUCAGGCAUCGGAUUAG